CACAAGUGGAACGCGCGAGACACAACUGUUCGAGUGCAUAUUUUGGAUAUUAAAAAUAAAUAAUUCAUCAUGAUGAAGAUUUUAUUAUUAGCAUUGACAGUUCUACAAAUUACCAUGAGAAUCACAUGCAUUCCAGCAUACGUGAUAUCUUCAUACAGUAAUGUCAGACUGCAGCAACCAACAUCUGCAGUUUUAUCAGUCGAAAGUCAAAUGCCAAUCGGGAUAAUGUUGAAUCCGAAAUUGGCCGACGAGCAACCAACACUAGUCGAUAAAAUGGAAAGUAUAUUCAUGAAGAGCGACCAAAAAACAAUAAAAAAUCUCAAGACGAUGAAUAUGGAUGAAAGUGAAAUGAUGGAGACUAUAAAUAAGCAAAAUUUAAGUCAAACACAAAACGAUGAUGAGAAUGUUUUUGAUGAAAGUGAUCUUGUUGCUGUAGGCAAUAUGGAACCGGCUGGCUUUUCGAUGGCUGUAGCGGAGAAUUGAUUUUUUUUUGUGUGUUGUUUAAUGUUUCGUGGAAAAACAUUUUGUUUUCG
This is a messenger RNA of Chironomus riparius, 533 nucleotides long. Lineage: Eukaryota; Metazoa; Arthropoda; Insecta; Diptera; Chironomidae. The record is from the annotation of a GenBank genome assembly.